AGGAGCCGGCGGAGCAGCAGCAGGAGCAGCAGCAGCAGGAGCAGCAGCGGGAGCAACAGCAGGAGCAGCAGCAGCUGCAACGGGUGCUGCUGCGACGCAGCAGCAGGCCACCGCGGCCGUCUCCGUCUGCUGCAGCAGCAGCAAAUGUCAGCUGCAGCAGCCCCCGCAUCCACACAGGCAACAACAACGCUUCUUACCACGCCGACAAGCAGGAGUGGCGCGCGCGGUUUUACGUGGGCCCCAAAAGAUGCAUGCGGACUUUUAGCGCGAAGCUCUACGGCUUCGAAAAGGCCCGAGAAAGGGCCCACGCCUUUAUACGCUACAUCCAGCUGCACGGGCGGCUGCCGACGGCGUGGGGUCACCGGGGAGAAGGCGAGGCGGAGCAGCAGGGACUUGUGUCUGCUGAGAUCAGCAAGAAGCAGCAAAAGGCUCAGCAGCAGCAGCGGCAGAAGCAGCAGCAGCAGCUGCUGCUGCAGCAGCAGCAGCUCCGCGAGCUCCCAGCAGCAGAGCAGGAACGCCCGGCGAAGAAGAGGUGCACUGAUGCUGCUGCUGCUGCUGGAGGUCGCAGCAGAGAGCAGCAGCACGCACUGAGAGCGCAGCAGCAGCAACAGCAGCAGCUUCAGCAGCGGCAGAUGCUGCUGCUGCAGCAAGAGCAACUGCUGAUGCUCGUGUCCCAGCAAAAGACAACAGCGCAGCAGGAUUGCACUGUCGACUGGGCGGACUGCGAGGCUGGGGCUUCGAGCGACGGCAGCGGUUUGUCUCCUGUGCAGCAGCGGCAGCUGAGCAGCAGCAGCAGCAGCAGCAGCAACAGCAGCAGCGACAGCUGCUGCAGCAACUACAAAUUGGCCAGCAGCAAAAGUGUCCCUUUUAGCCGCUGGAGGAGCAGCAAAAGAGGCCCUGGUCUUGCUGCUGCAGAGCGCAAGUUGGUGCCGGUCCCCAGCAGCAGCAGCAAGAGCAGCAGCAGCAGCAGAAGCAGCAGCAGCAGCAGCAGCAGCGAGGUGACCGUGCUUGAGCAGUUCUUAAGGGAGUGCGCAGUCCAGGCU
Eimeria tenella is the source of this 1043-nucleotide messenger RNA. RefSeq lists its product as uncharacterized. NCBI's taxonomy places the organism in Eukaryota, Apicomplexa, Conoidasida, Eucoccidiorida, Eimeriidae. The annotation marks the transcript as partial. Gene Ontology annotation, molecular function: DNA-binding transcription factor activity. The transcript has 5 exons. The record is from RefSeq and is a predicted model, not a curated record. Gene Ontology annotation, biological process: regulation of DNA-templated transcription.